UUUAAACAGUGUAACCGCGGGUGAAUACAUGCGCAGUCUCUGGAUUUGAGAGCUGUCAGUCACAUGUCGCUUUCAUCGGUUCUCUCUCGUUCAUUCGUGUUCGCAGCUUCAGCAAAGUAAAAACCGCGUUGCAAUUUUUCAGUUCUGACAAGUUCCCGGAAAUUUAUUCCUACCAUGGCUGACAAUGAUGAUCUUUUGGAUUACGAGGAUGAGGAUCAGACUGAGCAGGUCACCACCGAGCCCGCGGAGCAGCCAAAGAAGGACGUAAAGGGAACGUACGUUUCCAUCCACAGCUCCGGAUUCCGAGAUUUUCUUUUGAAACCGGAAAUUUUGCGAGCCAUUGUCGAUUGCGGUUUUGAGCAUCCGUCUGAAGUACAACACGAAUGUAUUCCACAAGCGGUGCUCGGAAUGGAUAUUCUGUGCCAGGCCAAAUCUGGUAUGGGAAAGACGGCGGUAUUCGUAUUGGCCACGCUCCAACAGUUGGAACCGACGGAAAACGUUCCAUAUGUGCUGGUUAUGUGCCAUACCCGCGAGUUGGCAUUCCAGAUCAGCAAGGAGUAUGAACGGUUUUCGAAGUAUAUGCCCAGCAUUAAAGUGGCCGUCUUCUUUGGCGGUUUGCCCAUUCAAAAGGACGAGGAGGUGCUGAAGUCGACUAAUCCGCACAUUAUCGUUGGAACACCUGGACGCGUUUUGGCUCUUAUCCGGAACAAAAAGUUGAACCUGAAACACCUUAAGCAUUUUAUUCUCGACGAGUGUGAUAAAAUGCUUGAACAACUAGAUAUGCGGCGCGAUGUGCAGGAAAUAUUUAGAAACACACCGCACGGCAAGCAAGUUAUGAUGUUCUCCGCUACUCUCAGCAAGGAAAUCCGCCCAGUUUGCAAGAAGUUCAUGCAAGAUCCGAUGGAAGUUUAUGUCGACGAUGAAACCAAACUGACACUCCAUGGUCUGCAGCAGCACUACGUAAAGCUGAAGGAAAAUGAGAAAAACAAAAAGCUUUUCGAACUUCUUGACGUUCUUGAGUUCAACCAGGUUGUUAUCUUUGUCAAAUCCGUACAGCGUUGUAUGGCCCUGGCACAGCUUUUGACAGAGCAGAAUUUCCCCGCCAUUGGUAUCCAUCGUGGUAUGGUACAGGAGGAGCGGUUAUCUCGCUAUCAACAGUUCAAGGAUUUCCAGAAACGUAUCCUGGUGGCUACCAAUCUGUUCGGACGAGGCAUGGACAUCGAACGCGUCAACAUCGUGUUCAACUACGACAUGCCAGAAGACUCCGAUACCUACCUGCAUCGUGUAGCGCGUGCCGGUCGUUUCGGAACCAAAGGGUUGGCGAUCACAUUCGUUUCUGAUGAAACCGACGCCAAGAUUCUGAACGAAGUCCAGGAUCGGUUCGAUGUCAACAUCACCGAACUACCGGACGAAAUUGAUCUCUCUUCCUACAUUGAAGGACGAUAAAGCUACUAUAUGGAAACGUGUGCCCCGACCGGCAAAUUUUAGUUUGUAUUUUUCUAGGGUUAAAAAAAGUCGUAUAUUCCUUUGAGACGAGUUUUUAACACAAUUAAUUAUGUGACUCCACCCAGAAUAAAAAUGAAAAGAAAUGCCGCUAUAUUAUAAUCGUUUAGUAGUUUAGCAAGAACCGAUACUCAAAAAGCUUCACUAACAUUCUAUUAGUUAAGGAACUACAAAAACAAACCAUUACGGCAGAUUAUUGAACAAUCUACUACUGCCUUUUCAGUAGAGGUGUAGCAUUGAGCAAAUCUUUUCGUUUUUAACUUGAAAUCACUAAAAUGCAAACAAGAUCCCUCUAGGUUUAGUUCAGAUUAAACGGAUAAGUAAUAAAAAAUGAUUUGGUGAAAUUGUA
This is a messenger RNA of Armigeres subalbatus, 1852 nucleotides long. It is a transcript of the gene Hel25E, whose product is annotated as ATP-dependent RNA helicase WM6. The record is from RefSeq and is a predicted model, not a curated record. Gene Ontology annotation, biological process: mRNA export from nucleus; mRNA splicing, via spliceosome. The coding region runs from base 175 to 1446 and encodes 423 amino acids. The transcript has 7 exons. Gene Ontology annotation, molecular function: ATP binding; RNA binding; RNA helicase activity. Lineage: Eukaryota; Metazoa; Arthropoda; Insecta; Diptera; Culicidae.